CAUGAGGCAACAAUCUGGCCUUAUCGCUGGUUAUCGCCAACAUGCACCUUGGCGCCUGCCGUGCUGCACACAGUCCUCCGCAAGCUGCGAGCUCGUUGCUCGUUGACAUCGUGUUCUGCGAUUUCCAGCCGAUGACGAGGUGCAGGUGACGCCGGCCAUCUCUCCCUCUUUCCUCCACGACGGGGGGACAACCCAACAAUUUCGUUCUUCUUUUUGAGCAGCACGGGCGCAGCGCCUCGGCCAAUUGCCCGCCAUGUACUCGACCGUCGUGCGCAUCCAAAACACGUUCGGCUUCUUCACCACCGUGGCCUUUGUGGUCGCCGCCUUGAUCGCUGCCACCGAUCUCCUUGCGCCGCGCACCCCCACCGUCGGCGUCCUCAAGACCACCAAUGUACAAGUGUACGGCCAAAUCCGCGUCCUCUCCUCCAGUGGCCCCCUUUCCUGGCGAGCAACUAACUCACCGUUGCCCCCCCUAUCCAGCGUCCGCGGCCGCCCGCACUACUACUCCUCCAAGAAGGAGGAAUACGCCAUAAUCAGGUUCUCGCUCGACGCGGAUCUCUCCUCGCUCUUCACCUGGAACACCAAGCAGCUCUUCGUCUACGUGACCGCCGAGUGGCCGUCGGCAGGCGGCUCCGGCUCCGGCCAGAACGCGACCAACCAGGCGGUCAUCUGGGACAGCAUCAUCACGGCGCCCAGCGCCGACCACCUGGCCAACCUGGGGCCGGUCGCCAUGAAGAAGCUGCGGCGCAGCGCAGCGGGCAAGAGCAUCGACCCUAGCCGCGGAAAACUCUCCAUCAAGAACCAGCGCCCCAAGUACCAGAUCACGCACCCGUCCGGCAAGGUGGCCGAGCAGGAGGACGUGGUGUUGCGUCUGCACUACAACGUGCAGCCGUGGGUGGGCUUCCUGACGUGGAACCAGGACGCGGAUUUCUGGAGGUGGAAGACGCUGAGGAACAACCUGAGCAAGAAGUUUGCAUUGCCCGCGAUCAAGAAGAAGGAUGAGCCGAAAUGAGCGGCAAA
Thermothielavioides terrestris NRRL 8126 is the source of this 1020-nucleotide messenger RNA. RefSeq lists its product as uncharacterized. Gene Ontology annotation, biological process: protein targeting to ER. The record is from RefSeq and is a predicted model, not a curated record. Lineage: Eukaryota; Fungi; Ascomycota; Sordariomycetes; Sordariales; Chaetomiaceae. The coding region runs from base 254 to 1012 and encodes 252 amino acids. The transcript has 2 exons. Gene Ontology annotation, cellular component: signal peptidase complex; membrane.